AUGGUGGUGAAUUAUGGGAAUGGAAAUUAUCCAACAAUUCUACAAAUUCUGAAAGUAGAUAACUAUGAGAAUUGGUGCAAACAGAUUAAGGUUCUAUUCAAGUGUCGAGGUCUUUGGGAUCUUGUAAAGGAUGGAGUAGAAGAGCUUGAAGAAGACGCUUCAGAAGAAGAAAAGGAAGAAGACGAAGAAUUGGAGAAGAAAAGUUAUAAAGCACUCUUCAUAAUUCCCCAAUGUUUGUCAAAUAUUAUUGAUCAUCGUUUACAAAAUUUCCAUGAUGUAAAAUCCUUAAUUCUUGAUAUUUGUAGUAAGGAGGAUAGUAUGACUGCGGGUAGAGUUGCGGUUAUGAUUGAUACUUUGUGGAAAAAUCGGAACAAUAUGGUUUGGAACAAUGAAAGAGAUGAUUAUUCUAAACUUGGGUUGAAUGCUUUUUGUAGUUGGCAAGAAUGGUUUCUGGCACAACGGUAUGGUACUAAUGUGGAGAAUAGGUCUCUCAUUCAAAGGUGGGAACCACCGGAGGAAGGGAGUAUCAAAUGUAACGUGGAUGCGGGUUAUAAUAAUUCUCGAGGUACUACUAAUCGAGGCUGGUGCAUGAGAGACCAUAUGGGGAGAUUUAUGUUUGCAGGUGCAGCUUGGGAUGUUGGCCAUUAUCCGAUUCUUGAAGCGGAAGCUUUGGCUCUUAAAGAAGCUAUUCAAAGAGCCAUUGAUUUGCAUGUGCAAAAUGUUAUUUUUGAAAGCGAUUCCCAAAGAACAGUACAAGCUAUUCGUAGUAACUACCAAGGUGUCUCAGAGUUUAGCUGCAUAAUUUCUUCUAUUCAUAGUUUGUUGUUUAAUUUUCCUAACUUCGAGGUGAAGUUUGUUAAACGCCAAGCGAACUCGGUUGCUCACUCUAUAGCAAAGGCGGCCGAUUCUUGGACUAGGCGUAGUUUAUUUGAUAUGAUACCUCUUUGUAUUGAACAACUUUUACUUCAUGAUAUGAAUUGA
This is a messenger RNA of Vicia villosa (hairy vetch), 981 nucleotides long. RefSeq lists its product as uncharacterized. Lineage: Eukaryota; Viridiplantae; Streptophyta; Magnoliopsida; Fabales; Fabaceae. The transcript is spliced from 2 exons. Gene Ontology annotation, molecular function: nucleic acid binding; RNA-DNA hybrid ribonuclease activity. The coding region runs from base 1 to 981 and encodes 326 amino acids. The record is from RefSeq and is a predicted model, not a curated record.